AGAUGACCUUGCGCUAGCUUAAUUAUUGGGCGCUUAAUUGUAUUUCGCAAUGUUACCCGUGACACUCCUCAAGGCUGCAACGAAUCUUCCUAUGCUUGUUGAGUUGAAAAGUGGUGAAACUUAUAACGGUCACCUUGUUGCUUGCGAUGACUGGAUGAACAUUCAUCUUAAAGAAGUUAUUUGUACAUCUCGAGAUGGGGAUCGCUUCUGGAAAAUGCCAGAGUGUUAUAUUCGUGGAAGCAUAAUAAAAUAUUUACGGAUUCCAGACGACGUAAUCGAUAAGGUUAAAGAGGACUUGCAGCUAGCCAAAAUGCGUAAUCGCUCUCAGUCUGCAGACACUGGGCGUGGGAGUUUUCAUAGAAAUAAGGCUAGAGGUCGGGGUGGUAAUGCUCCUAAUACUCGAGGUCGUGGUCCAGGGCGUGGCGGGAGUGUACCUGGUGGUCCUGGUCGUGGUGGAGGAUUUCGUGUGUGAUGUGAUCUGGUCUAUUUGUGUAUAAACCAUGUCUGCUUGAAAUACAAAUACAGCGGGGGCUGAUUAUUGAUUUCUGGACUCAAGGGAAGGACAAAGAGGAAGUGGGGGACUGUGAACCAGCAAGAGCUUAGCCUCGACUCGAGGAAUCUGAUUGGUGUUUCUGUAACGCGAUAUCGGACAGCCAGUCAAAUUGGAGCACGUUGGUUUCUCAGAUGAAUAACUCUAACUAAGAGGUCUAAUCCGUAAAGUAG
This is a messenger RNA of Schistosoma curassoni, 723 nucleotides long. The record is from the annotation of a GenBank genome assembly. Lineage: Eukaryota; Metazoa; Platyhelminthes; Trematoda; Strigeidida; Schistosomatidae.